GCCCAGAUCGCCUUUCUUCAAGGUGAAAGGAAAGGACAAGAAAAUCUGAAGAAGGAUCUAGUGCGAAGAAUCAAAAUGCUGGAAUAUGCGCUUAAACAAGAAAGGGCUAAAUAUCACAAAUUAAAAUAUGGCACAGAAUUGAAUCAGGGAGAUAUGAAGGCGCCAAACUAUGAUUCUGAUGAAGGGAAUGAGACCGAAAUUCAGCCACAACGGAACAGUCAGCUAAUAUGGAAACAAGGACGACAGCUGCUAAGACAGUAUCUACAAGAAGUGGGCUACACCGACACAAUAUUGGAUGUGAAGUCAAAACGAGUACGAGCUUUAUUGGGCCUCUCAAGUGAUUCUUCAGAGAAGGAAAACAGAAAUCAAGAACCAAUGGUAAAUGGCACAGAAGGCCAGAUUAAAGAAAACGCAAUGAUUGGGAAACCUGAAUUGACUGACUCUGCCUCUCUGCUAGAGGCUUUCAAGUUUCUUGAAAACGCAGCUGCAGACUUUAGUGAUGAAGAAGAUGAAGAAGAUAUUGAAGGAAGAGAGAAAACAAUCAUUGAUACCGCAACAAUUGUAAGGAAAAGAGUGCUAUCUGACAGCAGUGAAGACAGAGAUACAGAAGAAGCUUUGAAAGAGUUUGACUUUUUGGUUACCUCAGAUGAAGGUGAUGGGGAAUCAAGAAGUUCAGGAGAUGGAACAGACUGGGAAAAGGAAGACCAGUGUCUCAUGCCUGAAGCUUGGAAUGUCGACCAGGGAGUAAUAACCAAACUCAAGGAACAAUACAAAAAGGAGCGCAAGGGGAAAAAAGGGGUGAAGAGAAAAACUACCGAAGAUAUGUUUCAGCCUCAAUCCUAUAUAAAACAGUCAAAACAGGGAUGUGGGAAAAUGAUGGAGCAAAGCACAGGGCCCAACAGGUCCAAGCUGCAAGAUAUGCUUGCAAACUUGAGAGAUGUUGAUGAUCUCCCUUCAUUACAGCCAUCUGUUGCACCACCUUCUAGGCCCAGUAGCUCAAGGCUCAUUGAACAUGAAAUAAACAGGACAGAUGAAG
Messenger RNA from Leptosomus discolor (cuckoo roller), 1036 nucleotides. The record is from RefSeq and is a predicted model, not a curated record. NCBI's taxonomy places the organism in Eukaryota, Metazoa, Chordata, Aves, Leptosomiformes, Leptosomidae.